UAUUUCACUGAGGAGAUUUCCAGGCAGCACUUUCUCUCAUCUGUCUCUCUCAUUCUUCUGCUAUGCUCUUAUUUAUCUUAUUUCUCUCUUCCUGCCUAAGGUCUUUACCCCUAUUUCGCCAAGGACGUAGAUAUAUGUCCUCCCACCCAGCCCCACCUGACCCCCUCCCCAAUUCUCUGGGUAAGUCUUUUCUCCUAUAGUGUGUCUUUGUCUUUCUCUCAUCUUUCCAAAGAGAAACCUGUGUGCAAUCUCUUCCAUUUUUCUUUUCCCAGAAGAGAACACUGUCCGGCAGACAAAGUGAAGCCGAGUCAGCAUUUUACCGCUCUGUGAUGUCACAACCCCCCUGACCCAGCCCCUCUGUUCCAACCCCAAACCCUCACACUCUAGAGCUCACACUUCACAAAAAGAAGAAAACACAAAUGCAGCAAAAAACUCUGUUUGCCUUUUUAUUGUUUUCCUGGAGGAGCAGUGGACUUACCAAAACACGCCGUAGAAGCACGUAAUGGCACCAACGUGCAGCUUCACAGGCAAAGUUUGGCACAUUCCUAUACUCAAGAGCGAGAAGAAGGGAAAAAGACAAAAAAAAAAACUACAAAAAAAAAAACACAACCCGGUAGUUGUAGUAAUUUGUGCGACCUUCUGUAGGAGAUGUUGGAAUGUGUUAAUUUCAACUAACAUGGAAACAUUACCUCUAGGAAUCAGAAGAAAGGGAAAGAAUCUGUACAGGUGAGGGAAGGAGGGACGGCGGAACACGUGAGAAACUGAAACAGACAGGGCGAGAGAAAGAGGAGUGAAGAUACAGUGAAGGGAGGGAGAAAGAAAGAUAGAGAAGGAGGGGGGGUAUUGAAUGUGUUAAUACACAGGAACACUGCAUCAAACCAAUGCACUGCUCUGAGGCUGGCUGAGCAGCUGAGAGGAGUGCGUCAGCAGUACAUUCACGUUUCCACUGAAGGACAAAGGGAGGGGGCAGAGCGAGCAUUUUAGCAGCCUGCAACACCGACACACAUCCGAGGGGGGUAAUAGAGAAAAGAGAGAGAUUGGAGAAUAAACAAGAAGAGAAGAUGAGGAUUAAUAUGCUGCUCCUGCUGCUUCUGUGACGGUGGGCUGCCUGUUAGAGUGUUUGCCUGGUUUUCCAUUUUUCUCACAGACACUUUCCUUUACACACUUUAUCUUUCUCUUGAUCUGUCAGCGGUUCUUUCUCUCCGUCUCUCAGAAGCACUCUCUUUGCCUUUCUCUGUUCCCACUCUGACUACUGCAGUAGUCCACCAGCCAGUCGCAAGUCUGACAGCCACACACAUGGCUAACUGCCACAACUUACUACCUCAGCUUUGGGAAAAAAACAAAAAAACAAGCGAGCAGAGGAACACAGCAGGAGGCAGACCAGGAGGCAAUCAGCGACCAUAAAGAAGAAUCUUCAAAUCCUUUGUUUAUGGAUCCAGAAACCACUUCUACUCUCGUCCUUCCAACGUCAUCCUUUCUCUUCUCGCUCAUUGCAGAAGAGGACAAGAGUGCUCUCUCUCUUUUUCUCUCUUCCGUCAGCCUUUUGCAAAGCUCCGACAGCGCAGCGUAUCCCUUUCUCUAACCCCCCACACAGCGCCACCAUCUCUCCCUCAACCCCCUUCCCCCCAAGAGGAAUAGACGGAUUACUGCUAACUGUGCACACGGCAGCUUGCAGCUGCUCUGACCAGGGCCAGCCCGAUCUUAGGAAAAAGGCAAGAGGAACACAGAGGAGGAGAGCAGAAGAGGAUGACUGUGCCGGGAGUUCCUUAGCCUUUUUCUGUCUCUCAGUCUCUGUCACAACAGGGCUAAUCAGCGACCGACAAGCCCUUGGCAAAGUCACAGUGAGGGAGGUCUCUCACUCAAACAGGCGACUAACCAACGAGCCAACACAUGUACCUGGAGCUGACUGAACGAGGGAUUUUUUUUUUCUUUAAAUUCAGUUAGUCACUUUUUCUCUCCUCUUCUGUUGCAAUGGACUGCAUAAUGGAUUGCUGUGAUUUUUCACAGUGAAGCUGAAUUUCAGAGUCUGCAGUCUUGCAGAGGGAAACUUAGUGAAGGAGGAAAGGAUCUAGGCACCGGCUAAGACUUGGUGGCCUUACCUUUGAGAGAUAAUUAGCAAAAGAAAGCAUCCAUCUCAAGUCGUUUUGAGGGAUUAUAAAUAAAGCUGAUGCAAGACUGUUGCUUUUCAAUUAGGAAAAAGCCAGAAGGAAGCAAUUUCAAACUAAUGAGCAUCUUCCUGCACAGUCAAUGGAACUUGGGAGCAUUGAGUUGCUCCAGCCAGGCUAGGGUGGUCUGUCCUUUGGUGUGUGCCGUCUCCCCCCACCAUGCAGAAUAAUGAGCCCUCCACAUCAUGAGUCCUUUGGGCCAGGUUAGUGUGCAGCCUACCUGGAACACAGCCCUGCUCGCCGUGAUCUCCCUCAUGGUGCCUGCUCUCAGUAUGUGCCAGUCCACAGGCCCUGAGUCGGGCUUUGUUAACCCACAAAACUGUCCAGGUGUGUGCUCCUGCACUAACCAGCUCACCAAGGUUGUCUGUACCCGCCGAGGCUUGAUACGAGUUCCUCCAAACAUCCCGACAAACACCAGGUAUCUAAACCUAAUGGAGAACAGCAUAGAGACCAUUGAAGCAGACACGUUCAGACACUUGCGUCAUCUAGAAGUGCUGCAAUUGGGGAGGAACGCAAUCAGGCAGAUUGAAGUAGGGGCCUUCAAUGGCCUGGCCAGUCUCAACACUCUGGAGCUGUUUGACAACAGACUGACAGUCAUACCCAGUGGAGCUUUCGAGUAUCUGUCAAAAUUAAGAGAACUGUGGCUCAGAAAUAAUCCUAUUGAUAGCAUCCCUUCUUAUGCCUUCAACCGUGUCCCCUCCCUCAUGAGACUAGACCUUGGAGAGCUGAGAAGAUUGGAAUACAUCUCUGAGGGGGCAUUUGAGGGCCUUCAUAACCUCAAGUACCUUAAUUUGGGAAUGUGCAAUUUAAGGGAGUUACCUCAUCUGUCACCUUUAGUGGGAUUGGAGGAACUGGAGAUAUCAGAGAAUGUUUUUCCAGAGUUAAAGCCCUGGGCCUUCCACGGACUCAAAAAUCUACGUAAGCUAUGGAUUAUGAACUCUGCCAUAACAACAAUUGAAAGGAAUGCUUUUGAUGACAUCACCGCUUUGGUUGAACUCAAUCUUGCUCAUAACAAUCUGUCGUCUCUGCCCCACAACUUGUUCACUCCUCUACAGUACCUGGUGGAACUACAUCUACAUCACAACCCUUGGAGCUGUGACUGUGAUGUAGUUUGGUUGUCAGCAUGGCUCAGAGAAAACAUUCCCACAAAUUCCACCUGCUGUGGACGUUGUCACACCCCAAUACACAUGAGAGGAAGGCACCUGGUGGAAAUUGAUCAGACAACUUUCCAAUGCUCAGCGCCGUUCAUACUCGACGCUCCAAGAGAUCUGAACAUUUCGGCUGCAAGGGUGGCAGAACUAAGGUGCCGCACAGCAGCUAUGAGUUCAGUUCGAUGGCUUCUGCCAAAUGGAACAGUGUUGACCCAUGGCUCAGCUCACCCAAGAAUAUCAGUCCUCAAUGAUGGAACCCUCAACUUUUCCAAUGUUCUCCCAUCAGACACAGGAAUCUACACAUGCAUGGUGAGCAACAUGGCAGGAAAUUCCAAUGCUUCUGCCUACUUAAAUGUCAGCAAUGCUGAACUCAAUACUUCUAAUCUGUCAUACUUUACCACUGUAACAGUGGAAGUGCUGGAUCCUACAGUGGAAGAGACGCCCAAGCCUAAACCCACAGUCCCUGCUUCACCCUCCGUCUUUCAACCCGUCUUCAUCUCCACACCCACUGUGUUGUUCCAAGACACUCAGACUCCAAAGCAGGUAUCGGUCCCAAGCCCCAAAGCCCCCGUAGAGCCAGCUGCCAGCCUGGAUGAGAUGAUGAAAACCACCAAAAUCAUCAUUGGCUGUUUUGUAGCUGUUACCUUAGUGGCAGCUGGCAUGUUGAUAGCCUUCUAUAAACUGCGUAAGAGGCAUCAACAAAGGAGUACAGUGGCAGCAGCCAGGACCAUAGAAAUCAUACAGAUGGAGGAACAAGUUCCUCCUGUCCCACCGACAUCCAGAUCUAGUGGUUCUGAUGAAACCGGAUUGGCACUGCCGACAUUAGUGGAACACAACAGCAGCACAUUUAAGCCUGGUUAUGUCUCCUCCUCUUCUUCAUCUCGACAAGGAAGUUACAGAGCCCACUGGACCCAGAACAACUCUCUUCAUCGUUCAGUGAGAGAGCAUCAUAGUCACAUCAGCACCAUUACUGACCCUUAUGCUAUUACAACUACUCAAGGAAAAGAAAAGGUUCAAGAGACUCAAAUCUGAGAGAAACUUCUUGUGGAUCUAUCUUUGACUCUGACUUUACUCAAAGCAGUCUUUCCCAGCUGCUCACCUGUCCAUGCAACAGAAUCCACAAGGCAAGGGGCAUAAAUGUAACUUUCUUUUGUACAGAACUUCAAAACAGACAUAUUUUUUCCUGUACAUGCCUAUAUAUGUGUAUAAUUAUUGAAAAUAUAUCUUUAUGACUAUAUAUAUAUAUAUAUACAUAUAUAUACAUAUAUGUAUAUAUAUACAUAGUCAUGCAGUUGCGAAAGAUGCAGAUUAUAUUAGAAAAGAAAGCAAUUUGAAACUAUUUUCUAUUAACUGGUGACUUCUAUUUAAAAAAAAAGGUAAACAAUAAAUUUCUUUUCUCACUGAGUAAUAGAAUGUGGUACUGUCUACUGAAACUUUGCGUUUGUUUUGUGAACGUUUAAGGGCACAGAAAUAAAAAGAAAAAAAAAAUGAAAAAGUGACAUGAACACCUGUUUCUAACACAGUCCAAAAUGUAAACUCCUGUUUCUACUGUGCCAAAUACUAUAUGCAAUAAAAUGACAUUUCUAGACUAAAGAACUCAAAAAGACAAACAAGCAAAGUCUUGAGAGGUACAAACAUUUGUCCAAUAGCAGCAAAAUGGCACAGAUAGAUUGUGCUGUUCAGUAGCUAUAAGCCAAAUGCUUUUGGACUGCAGUGAAUUUCUGCAGCUAAGUUUUAACCCUCUGCUUGCUGGAGCCAAGCUGUGUUUAUUUGAAAGUGCCAGUGCUUCUUUUGUAGCGUAUCUAAAUGUGUUUAUUAAGUGUGCCACAAUUCCCAUUUCUUUCAUUCGGUAAAGGGUUGAACACAUGCUAAAACCAAUUGCUGAAAACAUGGUGUUCUGUUAUUGGUUGCAAUUUGUAGUACUUUUCCCCCCAUAGGUUUCCACAUGCUUCUUAAUGGCUUGUGUAGUGUUUACGGCUAAUUCAGUAAUGCAUUACAGCAGUCUCCUGACUUGUCUCUGCAAGGGCUCAUUCCAAUACUAAUUUUUCAAAGGAAAAGACAUAGUGCUGACUGUUCAGUAAAAGUAAAAGACAAAAAGACAAAGAGAAGAUUGAAAUGAAACAAAUGAAUGUCUGAUAUUGGGGCUUUUCCAUGCAACACAUUGAAAAUUUACCUUGUUUUUUUUCUUAUUUUUUUUUUCUUUUUAGCAACACUAUUUUUAUGAAGAGAAAAUGAGGAUAUGAAAAAUAAAAUUGAAAGAACCCCUAACAAAAACAACUUUUCUUUGUUGUUCUCUAAUCAAAACUUUUCAUGUGAUGUUUUUUUGUGCUCUCAAUAUAUUUACAUUUGUGUGUAAGACUUUUGCUUAUAUAAAAGGUCAGAGGAAGUAUUGUGUAUGGUAUCCUACCCAAUCUUGCGGUCCUAUGCAUUUACUUAGUGUCUGCAUGAAUGAGUCUUUAAGUCAAUGGUGUACAAUGCUGCAUUAUACCCCACAGUGGGGCUCUAUGCAGGUCAGUUAGGCUGCUGGUUCUUUGAUGCCUCAGCUUAGUUCUUAACAUUGAAGCCUCAGUUACUGUGAAGGAGAAAAAUACAUGUGUCCCACAGUUCUAUGCAGUUUGCGGGUUUCUUUUCAUUACAUGUUCAUCUGCAUAUUGUGUUAAUUUUUUUUUACUUUGUCUAGGAAAACACAAUAUUUUGUGCGGCCCUUAGCUUGUGCAUCAGUUACCCCACACCGCUUUAAAAAAGCAAAAGGAGUGCAGUUUCAAUAUAAACUUAAAUACUUAAAUGUUUCCAGUCUAUGUGUACCCAAUCAACAAUAUUACAUUACCUAGAGUGCCUACUUUUAGUUCGCUUCUGUUGUAGUAAAAAUUCACAGUCUCAUA
Molecule: messenger RNA, 6198 nt
Organism: Oryzias melastigma (Indian medaka)
Lineage: Eukaryota; Metazoa; Chordata; Actinopteri; Beloniformes; Adrianichthyidae
Gene: lrrc4.2
Product: leucine rich repeat containing 4.2
Exons: 3
Coding region: 2351-4348 (665 amino acids)
Biological process (GO): excitatory synapse assembly; synaptic membrane adhesion; postsynaptic density protein 95 clustering
Cellular component (GO): postsynaptic density membrane; glutamatergic synapse; plasma membrane
Molecular function (GO): protein binding
Source: RefSeq, a predicted model, not a curated record